AAAAUAAUUAGAAACUCGUUUCUCGUAUAAUUUGCCACAAAACCUAUAUAAACAUGUAGCUGACGCCGUUUUGCAUGAUUAUUCAAUAAUCUUGUAUCAAGUGAAGAAAGAGAGAUUCUGCAACAAAACAUUUGGUUUUGGUGAUAAUGACCUCAUAUACCGACAAAGGAGAAAAACCAGAAGGUGGAAAAUUCUUAGCAUUCGAUCACAUAACAUUCUACGUUGGAAACGCUAAACAGAGUGCCAGCUACUAUUCCACUCGAUUCGGAUUCGAAGUUUACGGAUACCAAGGGCUUGAGACUGGCAACCGAGAAUUUUCCAAGUAUGUGGUGAGACAGGAUAAGAUCUAUUUCGUCUUUGUGACCGCCUAUCAACCCGAUAAUUUUGAACACGGCAACCACCUCGUUAAGCAUGGCGAUGCAGUCAAAGAUGUUGCAUUUUCCGUUGAAGAUUUGGAUAUCAUCGUUAAGAAAGCAAAACAGCGUGGAGCUGUAAUUGUCAAAGACAUUUGGAGCGAAAGUGAUGAGUUCGGGACCGUACGAUUUGCCAUUCUCCAAACGUACGGAGACACCACACACACAUUUGUCGAACGGAAGGGAUACAGUGGAAGAUUCCUUCCCGGAUACCAGGCCCCAGUAGAGAGCGACGCUUUGUUGAAAAUACUACCGCCAACCAAAUUGAACUUUAUCGAUCACUGCGUGGGCAAUCAACCAGAUCUUCAGAUGGAGGAGGCGGUUGAAUGGUACGAAAAGAAUUUACAAUUUCAUCGAUUUUGGUCGAUUGAUGAUACGCAAAUUCACACCGAAUACUCGUCAUUACGAUCGAUCGUAAUGACCAACUACGAAGAGACUGUUAAGAUGCCCAUCAAUGAACCAGCUAAUGGCAAAAAGAAGUCUCAAAUUGACGAAUAUGUCACCUACAAUGGGGGAGCAGGUGUGCAACAUAUUGCUUUGAAUACCAACGAUAUUAUAACGGCAGUCAUAAAUCUUCGUGCCAGAGGAAUGAAUUUCCUAACCGUACCUGACUCUUAUUACGAAAUGUUGCGCGAGAGAUUGUCCAGUAGUAAGGUGAAGGUGAAGGAAGACUUACAAGUACUGCAGGAUCUGCAAAUUUUAGUAGAUUUCGAUGAGAACGGUUAUCUACUGCAGAUCUUCUCGAAGAACAUGCAGGAUCGUCCGACAUUAUUUUUGGAAGUAAUUCAACGAUACAACUUUGAGGGGUUCGGUGCCGGAAACUUCAAAUCAUUGUUCGAAGCCAUCGAGUUGGAGCAAGAAAAACGUGGAAAUUUGUAGUAGCGACAAGCUACUUAACACACCAGAAUCGUUCGUCGAAUCUUCAUGUGUAUGCUAAACUUUUACAAUAAAUCGAAAUACUUUAAGAAAUAAAGCAGAAAAAUUCAUCGAUUU
Bradysia coprophila is the source of this 1406-nucleotide messenger RNA. It is a transcript of the gene Hpd, whose product is annotated as 4-hydroxyphenylpyruvate dioxygenase. NCBI's taxonomy places the organism in Eukaryota, Metazoa, Arthropoda, Insecta, Diptera, Sciaridae. The record is from RefSeq and is a predicted model, not a curated record. Gene Ontology annotation, biological process: L-tyrosine catabolic process. Gene Ontology annotation, cellular component: endoplasmic reticulum membrane; Golgi membrane. Gene Ontology annotation, molecular function: 4-hydroxyphenylpyruvate dioxygenase activity.